Messenger RNA from Sapajus apella (tufted capuchin), 2335 nucleotides. RefSeq names its product TRAF3-interacting protein 1-like. The transcript has 12 exons. Lineage: Eukaryota; Metazoa; Chordata; Mammalia; Primates; Cebidae. Gene Ontology annotation, molecular function: microtubule binding. Gene Ontology annotation, cellular component: axoneme; centrosome; intraciliary transport particle B. The record is from RefSeq and is a predicted model, not a curated record. Bases 600 to 2024 code for a protein of 474 amino acids. Gene Ontology annotation, biological process: regulation of microtubule cytoskeleton organization; cilium assembly; intraciliary transport.
GAAGGAUUCUUGUAAAAUGCUGUAUGGCCAGGCCCUUUCCUGCUUUAGAAUUGUCCAUGUCCUCCUCGUGGUCCUUGGGCUCAGUUCAAGUCCCUGAGUGGCUUCACAGGGCCUCUGCACCAGGCCCCUAGUGUCUCUCUGGCCUCAGGCUCCUGCCAUCCUACCUUUCUUUGGAUCUCUUGCACAGGACUCUGGACCUUAUGCGGACUUUCUUCCGUCUGGCAUGUGCGUCCAACUCUUCUGUAAGCCUCCUGAUCCCCAUCUAGGUGUGAUUCCUCCAGGAAGGGCUCCUGCCACCCCUUCCCCCUCCUGGACUGUGGACUAGGUACCAAGCCUAAGUGCUACCUUAGUAUCUGGAUGGUGUCAUCUUUGCCUGUCUGUCCAUACAGCCACACUAAAUUCUGUAAGGACCUGGCUGGCUUCUGCCCUGUACACACGUGUGGUAGACAUCAAGUAUUUCUCGAGUAAGUGGAUGGGUCUGGGCUGCCAGUCAUUUCUGACAUCUCCCAGGUGUGGAGUUCACAGUGGAUGAGGCUGAUGAGGAGGCUGUCCGUGAGGUGACAGUGGUGGCCUUUUUUUCUCUCUUGAAGGUGAUUAGAAUGACUGGUUUCAUGAAGGGCCUCUACACAGACACCGAGAUGAAGUCUGAUAAUGUGAAGGAUAAAGAUGCAAAAAUCAGCUUCCUGCAGAAAGCCAUAGAUGUGGUUGUAAUGGUUUCAGGAGAGCCACUGUUGGCCAAACCAGCCCGAAUUGUGGCCGGCCAUGAACCUGAGAGAACAAAUGAGCUGCUCCAGAUAAUUGGAAAAUGCUGUCUCAACAAGCUCUCCAGCGAUGAUGCGGUGCGGAGGGUGUUAGCUGGAGAGAAGGGAGAAGUGAAAGGACGGGCCUCACUGGCCCCAAGAUCUCAGGAACUGGAUAAUAAGAAUGUGCAAGAAGAAGAGUCCAGACUUCACAAAGAUACGGAGGGUAGAAGAGACUCUGAAAUAAAAGAGAGAAGUACAAGCAGAGAUCGAAAACAGAAAGAAGAAUUGAAAGAAGACAGCAAGCUGAGAGAAAAGGACAAGGGCAAGGAGAAGGCCAAGGAGAAUGGUGGAGACAGACACAGAGAAGGGGAGAGAGAGAGAGCCAGAGCCCGGGCCCGGCCAGAGAGUGAGCGGCAGAAAGACAGAGGCAACCGGGAGCGGGACCGAGACCCUGAGCGCGAGAAGGAGACAGAGAGAAAGAGUGAGAAGGGAAAAGAGAAGGAGAGACUGAGAGACAGGGACCGGGAGCAUGACUGGGACAAGGGGAAGGACAGGGACAGGCGGAGAGUGAAAAAUGGGGAGCAUUCCCGGGACCCAGACAGGGAGAAGAACAGAGAGCACGACAAACCCGAGAAAAAGUCAGCAAGCUCAGGGGAGAUGUCUAAAAAGUUGUCAGAUGGAAGUUUUAAAGACUCCAAGGCUGAAACAGAGACUGAGAUUUCCACUAGAGCAUCCAAGUCAUUGACAACAAAAACAUCAAAGCGGCGAUCCAAAAAUUCAGUGGAAGGAAGAAGGGACCCUAAAGCCAGUGAAAAUAGUCUUUCCCCUGAAAAAGAACAUAACUCUUCCCACUAUAAAGCUAAGAAGGAGCAUACCCUGAAACAGCUCGGAAGGAAGGAGGAUAAUAUUUCAGCUAAAAUUUUAGACUCCAUAGUGUCUGGAAUAAAUAACGAGCCAAAUCAGGAAAUAACAACUUCAGAAAUCGGAACAAAAGAAGCUAAUAUUAACUCAACUAGUAUUUCAGAUGAUAAGUCAGCUAGUCUGUGGCGUGAGAAUAUUGAGCCCGACCCUGCAGUGAAGCAGAAAGGCGACUCCGCCAGUGAUGCAGAAGGAGACGCUGGACCUGCUGGCCAAGAUAAGACUGAGGUGUCAGAGAUUCCAGAAAUUCCUAAUGAGCUUUCAUCCAGCAUCAGAAAAAUUCCUCGGCCUGGGAGUGCAAGACCAGCACCUCCCCGGGUCAAACGGCAAGACAGCGCGGAAGUGUUACCGCUGGAGAGGUAAGGCUGGCUCAGCAGGGCAGUUCGGUUACAUAGUGUGUUCUCCCCUGGGCACAGUGCCUCCACUGAGCGAUGGGAGAGGGAGGCCACAGAUGGUGCUGGAAACUUGGUGUCGAGGAAUGAAAAGUGAGGUAGACUCUUGCCUCACACCAUAGGCCAACAGGCUUAGCAGAUGGAUGAAAGAGGAAAGCCCCUCAUGCAUGUAAAAUUAAACCUUAACAUCCAUGGGAAAGUGUUGGACUGCAUUUCUCUGAUCUCUAGGUUGAAGACUUGCUGCUUCUGUUUUUUUUUUUCCUGAGAUGGCGUUUUGCUCUG